GAGAAGACAAAUUCUGAGAGAGAAAUAGUGAUGGUAAAAAUUAGAGUAUAAAAAGACGUCGUGUAUUCGAUGUUCGUUCAGUUCUCUUGUUAAAUAUAUUUCAAGAACAUUUGAAUUUUGUUUAAUUGAAAUCAAUAUAUCUUUAAGAAAAAUGAAAACGAUCGUGAUUAUUUUUGCUAUUUGUGUUUGCGUCGGUGCAUUGGUAAUAACCGUUCAAAUAUUUACACCCGAAGAAUUAAAAAUUGCGCUACGUGCUACGUUGCCAAUUUGCAGGAUAGAAACUGGCAUUGAUGAACAGAAAGAAAAUGAUUUUCGCAACGGCAUCAUUGAUGUAGAAGAUGAGCAAGUUCAACUCUAUUCUGAAUGUUUAAUAAAAAAAUUCAACGCUUAUGACGAUGAUGGAAAAUUAAACGAAGUUGUGGUCAGAGAAAUAGCACGAUUAUAUUUUGACGAAGAUGAUGUUAACAAAAUAGUCACCGAUUGUUCAUCUAUUUCUGAUGCCAACAUAUAUCUAAAAUCUAGUAAGUUGAUGAAAUGUUUUGAAAAGUUUAUAACAUUGAAUAAAAUAAUAAGUACCUAAAUGUUCAAAUAUCAAAAAGAAAAAGGUUUAUUAUAACACGAUAUAUUUCUCUACUUUGAUUAUAGAAAAUAUUUAAAGAAUAUUAUAUUAAUAAAUUAAUGUAACGAUUA
This is a messenger RNA of Apis florea (little honeybee), 690 nucleotides long. RefSeq lists its product as uncharacterized. NCBI's taxonomy places the organism in Eukaryota, Metazoa, Arthropoda, Insecta, Hymenoptera, Apidae. The record is from RefSeq and is a predicted model, not a curated record. Gene Ontology annotation, molecular function: odorant binding.